AUUUAUUUGGCUAACAUGACUUCCUGAAGCCUUUAUAACUUGAGCUUGCUUCAUCAAUAACUUCACCACUCCCUAAAAGCUUAUUUUUGGCACCCCAUAACUGACACAAAAGCAAACACCAUACUCUGUGUCUCUCCCUAACUUUCACCACACCACACCCCAUCACUUUGCUUUGUUUUUCCCUUUAUCCUUCUUCUAUUCUUCUUCCUCUCUUCUUUGUCAUCAUCACAUUGUUUGCUUCAUUUCUUGGUUAUAUGGAGGGUCAACCAGCCAAACGUAGACGCGUUUACUCAGUUGAACCAAACAAAGUAGUAGAAGCAGCAUUUGCUAGAAACUACAUGAACUAUUUAGUUCCAGCUUUGAUGAAGAUCAAGGAAAUUAAUACUUGUGGUGGUGAUAUUCAGAAUGUUGUCAAGCAUGAAGUGGACAUGGCAAUGGUGUCCUCAGCCCAAGGCUUUGCAUGGAGUAAUUCUCUCAAACUCAAGCUUCAAAAUCAAAGGGAGGAUAUUGGAGUCAAUGUAAAUGGAAACACUAGUAUCCCUCAAAGCCCUAGUUCAGAGUCACAGGCUAAGAUUUUGGUGAGUAAGUCUAAGAACAAUGACAUGCCAACAAUGAAAAGGGAUUUAAUUGAUGUUGAAGAUGAUGAUGAGGUCAUUAAUGGGCAGUUGAAAAGCUUAAAAAGGUUGAUACCUGGAGGAGAAAAUAUGUGUAAUGAUGAAAUGGUGGUAGAACUAGAGAGCUACAUAGGUUGUUUGCAAAUGCAGGUGAAUAUUCUUCAGUACCUUGCUGAUCAGACAAGUUGAUAUUCAUAUCUGCUUUUGCUUUUUCAUCAAAAAGUUACUCUUGUUUUUCCUCAAGGUAAAGCAACUAUAGUAUGUUAAUUUAUGUUCAAUGUGUUGUACUAUAUAUCGUUUUCAAUAUAGUUUUUUAUUGGAAAAUGUUUG
Molecule: messenger RNA, 944 nt
Organism: Lotus japonicus
Lineage: Eukaryota; Viridiplantae; Streptophyta; Magnoliopsida; Fabales; Fabaceae
Product: transcription factor bHLH146-like
Exons: 1
Coding region: 255-803 (182 amino acids)
Biological process (GO): regulation of DNA-templated transcription
Source: RefSeq, a predicted model, not a curated record